This is a messenger RNA of Hibiscus syriacus, 934 nucleotides long. Its product is annotated as ergosterol biosynthetic protein 28-like. Bases 139 to 528 code for a protein of 129 amino acids. The record is from RefSeq and is a predicted model, not a curated record. Gene Ontology annotation, cellular component: membrane; endoplasmic reticulum. Gene Ontology annotation, molecular function: protein-macromolecule adaptor activity. The transcript is spliced from 3 exons. Lineage: Eukaryota; Viridiplantae; Streptophyta; Magnoliopsida; Malvales; Malvaceae.
GGAUGUGUUAAAUCAGACAAAGUGGUUCAGUGAAAGGCAUUAGAUCGGAAGUAGUAAGUAUCCAAAAGUGUACAACCUGAACGGGAUCUGCAGAUCCAGUUGAAGUCACAACAGUGGGUGAAACCUAAAGCCAAGAAGAUGAAGGCGUUGGGAUGGUGGUUAAUUCUGGUGGGUUCACUUCGAUUAGCCUCCGUUUGGUUCGGCUUCUUCGACAUUUGGGCUCUUCGACUCGCCGUUUUCGCCAACACCUCCAUGACUGAAGUUCAUGGGAGGACGUUUGGAGUUUGGACGCUUUUGACUUGUACCCUCUGUUUCGUAUGUGCAUUCAACUUAGAAAAUAAGCCACUAUACUUGGUGACAUUUUUGUCAUUCGUCUAUGCCUUUGGCCACUUUUUGACUGAAUACCUCUUCUAUCACACAAUGGUCCUAUCAAAUUUGUCAACUGUCGGCAUAUUUGCAGGGACUUCAGUUAUAUGGAUGCUUUUACAGUGGAAUGCUCAUCAACAAAGGCAUGUCAAGCAUACCUGAAAUUGAACUUAUAUUUGUUUUCACUUUAGUACAAUGUUGAGAGGGACAGGGACAUAUUGACAUUGAUUUUGUUCUCAAUCCGUUCCAACUGAUAAAAGGCUGUUUAAAACUAACCUCAUAAAGGAAUUUGAGUAAAAAGACUUAGAUCAUGGUAUUUUGGAAUCUGUAGUUAGAUUGGAACCAAGUCAUAGGUCCUAGGAGCUUAUGCUUGGGGGUGCUAAUAUAAAAUUACCAUGAUGUUUUCUGUUGCUAGGGCUUUGGGUUCUUAAUUUAAGUGAUUAUGGAUUAUGGUUCAAACUUUUGACAGCUUUAAGUAUUUAUGUGUAUGCAUAGUACAUGAGAAAUAGUGAAAUACUAGCACUUGUGUAUGCAUUUAAAGAUAAUGGAAUAGUUAAAACUCUUUAAA